Amorphotheca resinae ATCC 22711 is the source of this 2967-nucleotide messenger RNA. RefSeq lists its product as hypothetical. Bases 1 to 2967 code for a protein of 988 amino acids. NCBI's taxonomy places the organism in Eukaryota, Fungi, Ascomycota, Leotiomycetes, Helotiales, Amorphothecaceae. The record is from RefSeq and is a predicted model, not a curated record. The transcript is spliced from 3 exons.
AUGUCACGAGACCAAGGACGACAGAGAACCGGUUACCAAAGGGUAAGCUCUCUUACUUGUAUUUAUCCUGGAGGCUCAAGAGGCCUCCCUCUUUACAAUGAUAUUUGUUCUGCUUGCACGCCCUCAACAUACAAGAUGUCAACUGCUCCAUGCUGCGUUGAGGAGGCAGAAGAGGAGGAGGACAUCUCCGCUCUCGAAUACGCACGUUUGAGUGGCCUCUCUCGUAACCAUCUCACCGAGCCUUUCCCUCCCUUUCCCAUACCUGACUUUCGAGACUUCGGUGACAGCCUCACGAGUGAUUCGCAUCUCCGGCAAUUGGAUCUCCGGGCCAGCUAUAGCACGGAUGAACGUCUCACCAUCUCGAAAGAUGGAGCGCGAUUGAUUGCAUGGGUAUCAAAUCCGGAACCGGAUGAGUUGAUUGAUGAUAUUGUGCGCUCUAUGCUUGGUGGCAGGGAGUUCAGGAUGAUGCGUCUGGAGUUGCCAUUGCUGCGCAGUGAUCAUGAAAUAGACUGCAGGGAAUUCGCCAGGAGAGAGGGUUUUGAAGUAGAGCUUGAGAACGUGAGACUGCCCCUGGAACUUCUAGAUGAGGAGAAGAAUGAAGGCCUUGGAUUCUCACCGAGAUUAUGGAAUCUAGGAGCUGAGAAAAUUGAAGAACUGAAGAGGGAAAAGAUAAGCGUUACGAGGGAGACGUUGCAAUACAUUCAAGACGCUAUUAGGCUUGAUUGGACUGAAGCUAAUGAGAAAGAAGUUCGGUCUAGCAUACUGAAAUAUAAACCGAAUACUGCUCUUGACCCUGUCACACCGCCGCUCUCGCCGAUUUCCUCUUCCCCAAAGAUAUAUGAACCAUCACCAUCCGACCCAGCCUUCCAAGUUCCAAUUUUGUCCGAUCCUGCAUCCCUCACUCGAGAAGACCUAUCCGCUCUUGAAAAACAUAUAUUUGAGCAGGAUGUCCCAACACCCAUUCGAAAUGCUGUUAACAAUUAUGAUGAAACAUCAUCAUGCACUUACACUGGAAGUGAAACAGUUAGAUUGGCAGACGUAUAUUCUCCGAUGGCAUCGGUAGAAAAUACCCUCGCAUCUCCUAUCACUGACACUUCACAUGUCAGGCGCGAGUUUCUUAAAGUAGAAGAAACAUUGACUCCACUAAUACCCGCGUCAAUUCCAAAGUCAGUCCAUUUCAGUGAUUUUAUUGAGGAAAUGCUUCUCGAUCCGUCAAGCUCUCCACCGUCAGACCCUUUCCAAAACACUCAUUUUGAGAAACUUUUUGGUGACGCAGCUAAAAGAGCCACCCGGCAAGUCGAACAGGAGACAUUGAUAGCUGCUGAUGCCACGGCGCGUGUCGAAGUGCCAGUGAUGGACUUUUCUCUGCCAGAUCCCCCGUGGAAGCAAUUACAGAAGCAUCAAAGCCCCGCUAUCUUCUUAUCUAUCCUAAAAGCGAUAAUCAACGAAAACGCCAUCGGCAAGGAGCUUCCAACGUGGCCUGGAUGGAAACAUGGAGAGAUAAAAUUGAAAUGGAACCCCUUUCCGCAUGGCCUAGCUCAAGUCGCUCAACAGGAGAAAUACCCCGAAGACGAUUCCGUUUGGAAAGUUCUCGUGGAGGGACCAGGGGAUGACCAGAUCAUCGAUACUUCGACUUUAACAUGGAAGCCACCAGGCUUGCGGAUUCUCAAAGACGACGAGGAUGAGGAAGAAGAGAUAGAAAAGGGCAAGUUUCGAAGGGAAGAUGUUCAAAAUAUCUCGUCUCUUGUUAAGAAACGGAGGAUGGAAUUCGAAGAGGAGAGGGACAAUCCACUUGGACAAGAACCCAUCCAGUUGAAGAAACACGGCCUUGACACCGCAGACGAAAUAGCAGCUAGACCAGCAGGGAGGCAGGGCACGCCAAAAAAGAGAUCCAUCCAAGAAGCUGAAAAAUUGCAGGACGAUCAAGUAGAUUCUGAAGGCUUCGGAUUAUUGAUGGGAGGAGUAUUCUCAGCUGGAAAUGCCCUCGACGCAUUUCUAGAACUCCGAGGCACGAAGAAGCCGAAGCUUACCAGCAGUUCGCACUUUGCCAAACCGCCCCAGCAAGCUCAGACUCAGGCCCAGACAACGCAAGCAGGGCUCCAGCAUCAGUCCGCAAUGCAACAUCCAAUGCGGAAGUCUCCAGUUACGAAGCCCGACCUUUUGCCUGCACCUCCCCUGCACCUCCCAACUGCACCAAUCAGCGCCGUAGUCUCGUCCGCUCUCCUCAAGCGCCGUGCCUUGAUCAAGCACCUUGAAUCGCAGCUCCCCGGUCUCACACUCAUCGAGCGGGAUUUUACAGCCCAUAACACGACUGCGUGGCUUCCCCAUUCCGUGACCCGCUCCCCCAUAGCGUCGCCGCUCGACUCCGAAGCAGACCUGAUCGUCUCGCCCUCUAUGGGAAUCAUCCUCACCACACUCCAGAAAAUCAAGCAGAAGGCACUCCCGGGGCAGAAAACCAAGCCCGCGAUCCGCGACCGGCUGGAGAAGGUCAGCGCGCGCUACGACAAGCUGGUCGUGCUGGUGAGCGAGGCGCGGGGAGACGAGAGCACCAAUGGUCUGGACGAGAACGAUUGCAAGGCGUUCAGCGAAUUCGUGGCUUUUGCCUUGGGCCUCGAGAUGGUGGUGCUGGUGCGGUUUGUGGGGGGCGGCGAAGAGACGAUGGCGAAGUGGCUCGUGAGCUGUAUUGUGCAACAUGCGGCUACACCGAAUAGUCUUCUGGAGGAGGAGACGCAUUGGGAGCUGUUUCUGAGACGAGCGGGCUUGAAUGCUUUUGCCGCCCAGGUUAUCAUUGCCGCUGUUAAAGCACCCGAGGGUGUCGAUCCACGGAGUCCUAGUAAGGCAGGCCAGUUUGGGUUGACUGCGUUUGUUGAGAUGGGGAGAGAGCAGAGGAUUGAGAGGUUUGGUCAAUUGUGCGGUAGGCGAUUGAUGGAGAGGGUUAGUUCCGUUUUAGACGCCAGGUGGGAAUAA